Messenger RNA from Lathyrus oleraceus (garden pea), 543 nucleotides. RefSeq lists its product as uncharacterized. The transcript has a single exon. The record is from RefSeq and is a predicted model, not a curated record. NCBI's taxonomy places the organism in Eukaryota, Viridiplantae, Streptophyta, Magnoliopsida, Fabales, Fabaceae. The coding region runs from base 1 to 543 and encodes 180 amino acids. Gene Ontology annotation, molecular function: nucleic acid binding; RNA-DNA hybrid ribonuclease activity.
AUGCCAUUAAGAGCUAUUAAAGGACAAGUGGUAGCAGACUUUAUAGUCGACCACUCCAUAGAUGCAAAUGCACUAAACUAUCUCGAAUUGGGACCUUGGAAGUUAUACUUCAAUGGGUCUAGUCAUAAGGAUGGUACAGGCGUUGGGGUUGUAAUUAUUUCUCCUAAUAAAAUUCCAACAAAAUUCCAGUACAAAUUAGAAGGUACCUUCUCAAAUAAUGAGGCUGAAUAUGAAGCCCUCAUAGCAGGACUUGAAAUGUUGUUGGAAUUAGGGGCAACUCGAGUCAAAAUAAUGGGUGAUUCAGAGUUGGUCAUAAAGCAGAUCACAAAAGAAUAUAGAUGUACUAAGGAGAAUUUAAUUAUGUAUUUCAUAAUCGCCAAUCGACUGUUAAAAAGAUUUGAAAUGGUUUCUAUUCGACACAUACCUCGACUAGAAAAUCAAGUGGCUAACAAUUUAGCCCAGAUUGCAUCCGAGUAUAAAAUUUCAAAAGAAAAUUUGCAUAAAGUCAUUGAAGUCAGAGGAAAGGUCGUAGCAACAGAUUAG